AUACGAUAUCAUACCACGCGCAAUGGGAUAUCGCACGAUGAAGCUCUUCAGCUGUUGCCACAGCACUGAGGAAGCCAUCUCCCUGCCUGUGUCUUGCAGAAACCCAAAGGCCAAUUGACCUACUAGCAUGCGGGCUUACUAGUUUAGCGUAAAAGCCCCGCUGGGAGACGGCUUAAAUAAAUGCAAUGGCUGUCUGCCAAGCUCUAAUCAAAUAACAUGGCACGCCUUUGGUGUACACUGCUUCUAAUUGUGAUUGGAUUGCUGCUCAGCGGAGAGGCUACAGGAGAAGCAGGAGCAGGAGAAGAACUGCAGGGUGGCCACGGCAAUGUUUCCAAUGGAGAAGUAGCAGAAGGAGAGAAUCAUGAUAAAGCAGUAGCAGGAGCGGCAGAAGAUCAGCAGGAUGGCAAGAUAGUGAAUGGCACGCUAGCUGCCCAAGGCGAGUUUCCCUAUAUCUUGUCACUGCGCCGUGCCAAAACGGGCGCGCACUCUUGUGGAGCGACAUUGUUGAACUCGCGCUGGGUGCUGACAGCGGCGCAUUGCGUGCGUGGCUCGAAGCCGGAGCAGUUGAAUCUGCAGUAUGGUAGCAAUCAAAUUGACCGCAAUGCCAGCCAGCUGGCCUGGAUAGCGGCCAUACACGUGCAUCCCGGAUACGAGCCGGAGGACAAGUACAUACAUGACAUAGCGCUGCUGCAGCUAAAGGUGCCCAUCCUCUAUAGCCGCAGUGUGCAGCCUGUCCGGCUGCCCGAGCCACUGCAGCAAAUAGAAGAGAAUAGCAGCGCCGUGCUCGCUGGCUGGGGCUUGAAUGCGACCGGAGGCGCGCUGCAAGUGAAGCUGCAGAAGGCGCAGCUGCACGUAUUCAGCGACGAGGAGUGCAGUCGGCGUCAUCAGACGCAGCUGCAUCGGAGCCAGCUCUGCGCUGGCCUGCCCGAGGGCUGGAAGGGUCAGUGCAGUGGCGAUUCGGGUGGCCCACUGCUGCUGCCCGCCUUGGACACCCAAAUCGGCAUCGUCUCAUGGAGUGUGAAGCCCUGCACACGUCCACCCUACCCGGGCGUCUUUACCGAAGUCUCCGCCUACGUUGAUUGGAUACGGCAGACAGUGGGUCGGCAUGACCCACAGCAUUCACGGCUCUGGAUUGGCAACCUGAUUGUGGCACGCGAGCCACCUCCACUCGACACCAAUUAACACGUUU
Messenger RNA from Drosophila mojavensis, 1189 nucleotides. Its product is annotated as trypsin-1. The transcript is spliced from 4 exons. Lineage: Eukaryota; Metazoa; Arthropoda; Insecta; Diptera; Drosophilidae. The coding region runs from base 217 to 1182 and encodes 321 amino acids. The record is from RefSeq and is a predicted model, not a curated record. Gene Ontology annotation, molecular function: serine-type endopeptidase activity. Gene Ontology annotation, biological process: proteolysis.